Abrus precatorius (Indian licorice) is the source of this 3255-nucleotide messenger RNA. Its product is annotated as protein LYK5. The record is from RefSeq and is a predicted model, not a curated record. Gene Ontology annotation, molecular function: protein kinase activity; ATP binding. The transcript has a single exon. The coding region runs from base 384 to 2357 and encodes 657 amino acids. Lineage: Eukaryota; Viridiplantae; Streptophyta; Magnoliopsida; Fabales; Fabaceae. Gene Ontology annotation, biological process: protein phosphorylation.
UAGUUCACCCCCUAGUGGAGAAAUUUAAAAAAAAUCUAAUUUUUUCCAUAAAGAACAACUAUUUAGAUAGUAAAUCAAGGGUGGAAAGAAAGUAAAAAUCUAAUCUCACUCAUGAACUAUUAUUUCAGUUGCAGAAGUCCCAAAACAAAACGUCUUUGACUUGGUUGCUACCCCACCCCAUUCACUUACAAUGAUGUCGAUUCAGACCAGAAAAUAUUAAAAGUCAAAACACUGGAAGACGCGUUCUUUGAAUAUGCCACACCAUUCUUUCCACAUUCCCACAAAACGAAGGAUACAUAAGAAGGAAAAAAAAAAAAAAACAAACACUCGCAUUCAUUUAAACCUCUGCAGCAGGCAGCAACCAGCACCUUCACCAUCCCAAAAUGGCCACAUACACAAUCUCGUGUGCCACCACCAUAACACUAGUACUAUUGCUGGUUACUUCCUCCAUCCAAAAAUCACGAGCACAACAAGCGUACGUUAACAACAAACAACUACAAUGUGACAAUGAAUACAACGAGACAAAGGGAAAUCUCUGCAACAGCAUCCCUUCAUGCAAUUCAUACCUAACCUUCAAAUCAUCCCCACCAGAAUACAGCACACCAUCUUCCAUCUCUUACCUUCUCAACGCAACACCCUCUCUCAUAGCCACCGCCAACAACAUCACCGACGUUCAAUCCAUCCCCGCCGAUACCAUGGUGACAGUUCCCAUCAAUUGCUCCUGUUCUGGCCCUUACUACCAACACAACGCUUCCUACACCUUGAAGACCCUUGGAGAAACCUACUUCUCCAUUGCCAACAUCACCUACCGGGCUCUCACCACGUGUCAAGCACUCAUGGCUCAGAACUCCUUUGGGGAACGCAACCUUACCGCUGGUCUCAACCUGCACGUGCCUCUCAGGUGUGCGUGUCCAACCCAGAAACAGCGUGAUGCUGGAUUCAAGUACUUGCUCACGUACUUGGUGUCUCAAGGGGAAUCAAUUUCUUCCAUCGCUGAUAUCUUCGGCGUUGAUGAACAGAGCGUUUUGGAUGCUAACGAGCUUACUUCUUCCUCUAUUAUUUACUACUUUACACCAAUUUCGGUUCCUCUGAAAACAGAGCCUCCGACGAAAAUACAGAUAGCGGCGCCUCCGACGGAGUCUCCGCCGCCUCCGGCGGGUAACGGAGGUUCCGGGUCUUCCAAGAAAUGGGUCAUUGUUGGAGUCACGGUUGGGGUUGCUCUGUUGGUGAUUCUUGUUCUAGCUCUGUUUUUCCUCUGUUUCUAUCGCCGAAGGCGGCAGCCGGAGCUUCCGCCGGCGAAGCCUUUCUCGGCUUCUUCCCCAACCGAAGCCACCAAGAAGGGGUGGGAUACUACCCCAACAACGCAAUCGAUGUCUAUUUCUUCUGAAGGGAUUCGCUAUGCGAUUGAGUCGUUGACUGUGUACAAGUUUGAGGACUUGCAGAAUGCAACAGGGUUUUUCCGUGAAGAUAACAGGAUCAAGGGAUCUGUUUAUAGAGCUUCUUUCAAGGGAGAUUAUGCUGCUGUUAAGAUUCUCAAAGGAGAUGUCUCAGCUGAGAUCAACAUUCUGAAGAAGAUUAACCACACCAAUGUUAUAAGGUUGUCUGGUUUUUGUGUCUACAAAGGUAACACCUAUCUUGUGUAUGAGUUUGCUGAGAAUGAUUCUCUUGAUGAUUGGCUUCACACUGAGAAGAAGUACCAGAAUCCCAUGUCUUUGAGUUGGUUGCAAAGGGUUCAGAUUGCUCAUGAUAUUGCUGAUGCUUUGAAUUACCUUCAUAACUAUACCAACCCUCCGCAUAUUCAUAAGAAUUUGAAGAGUGGUAAUGUUCUUUUGGAUGGGAAUUUUAGAGCCAAAGUUUCAAACUUUGGAUUGGCAAGAGCUGUGGAGGAUCAAGGGGAUGGAGGGUUUCAAUUGACAAGGCAUGUGGUGGGAACUCAAGGUUACAUGCCACCUGAGUAUAUUGAGAAUGGUUUGAUUACUCCAAAGAUGGAUGUCUUUGCAUUUGGGGUUGUGAUUUUGGAGCUUCUUUCGGGAAGAGAAGCCGUUGGUGGAGACAAGAAUGGAUCGGGGGAGCAGAUGCUGUCAGCAACUGUGAAUCAUGUUCUUGAAGGAGAUAAUGUUAGGGAGAAACUUAAAGGUUUCAUGGAUCCAACUUUGAGGGAUGAAUACCCUUUGGAUUUGGCAUACUCUAUGGCUGAGAUUGCCAAACGAUGUGUUGCUCGUGACCUAAAUUCAAGACCAAACAUUUCUGAGGUUUUCAUGACUAUGUCUAAGAUUCAAUCCUCUACUUUGGAUUGGGAUCCAUCUGAUGAGCUUGAUCGAUCCAGAUCUGUUAGCCAAAUCUCUGAUAGCAGAUAGGUGAUAGAAAAAUAUUUGCUAGACAACCUUUCAAGUGUAGACAUCUAUAGAGAAAUAAGAAGAGAAAAGAAACAAGUGAUAGAUGCGUGGAUAAUGUGAUAUAACAGGAAGAGAGAUAAAGGGCGUGAAAUAGGUUGUGACACUGUUUAAGGACUUAGGGUGUUUAAAAUUCAGAAUUGUAGAUGAUAAUGCGUAAUUCGUCUCAAGAACUUGUCAUUAUGCUAUUAGCCAAUUGCCUCAGGCUCAUGUUUGAAUAAGAAAUUUGUUCUUUAAUAAUGUACGUGCAGAGUUUUCUUUGGGCCUCCUUUGUAUCACAUGUAUUGAUGGCUGCUACCACAAAUUGAAGUUCACACUUAACACUAGCAAAUUCUUGUCUUCCUAAAAAUGGAAACUUCAAUUCAAUAUGUUAUUUUGUAACAGAAUUAUAAAUGGUAUUGUUUCAUUUGUUAAUGAUAUCAAAUUGAAUUAUAGAAAAAAUUCAGCUAGUACUUCGAAUUCGAAGGCCCGAGCAUGCAUUUCAUAUUUUCUAUUUCUUCUCAAUGUAAAAUCCUUUUGAUGUUUCACUUCAUUCUGUGAAAUAAACUGUGGAAUAUGAACAUUGGCCAAUAUAACGGUUGCCAGAAAAGGGAUCUGUUUGCCUUGCCUUCAUAUUCUUCUAGAAUUUGGGUGGUACAAGCUGUUUCCUGAUUUGUGAAGUCUUGUAUGUUUAAUGAUUAAAUAAUUUACUUUGUUUUUGUUCGUUAAUUUCGAGCCUUUUGGUGCCAAAUACAUCCAAUCAAGGAAGCAUGACUACUUCAUAUUAUAUUCUUAUAUGACAUUGAUUCUAAUGUGUAUGAUAAGGCAACAUAUAUUUUCUAAAUUUCUAUUUGAUAAGGCUUGACUUGACCUACCUUAAAUU